AUGCUGUCCCUUAUUUCCCUCCUUGCAAUCGCUAGCAUUGGCAUACACACUACGUCUGCUCGACCCAAGUCGACACCGGUCCCUAGCCCAAUCUUCUCGAACGUCACAAUCUUCUCGCCUCCUGCAAAUUACACCAUUCCCCGAACCCUCUACGCUCGCACUUUGGAAUUGAAGGUGAAUUGUGCAGCCGAGGAUGGCGUACUCCUCGCAACAUGGGAAAAUUAUGGUCCAAACAACGAUACGAACCCCUACUUCCCAAUCUACCAGUCCCUCGACGGUGGCUUGACAUGGAGCGAGCGGUCGCGCGUGUACGAUCAGGUCAAUGGCUGGGGCAUGCGCUAUCAACCUUUCCUUUAUGAACUCGAGGAAAGCUUCGGUAGUUGGAAUCCGGGCGACAUCUUGGUCGCCGGGAAUUCCAUCCCCAAUGACCUAUCGAAGACACAGAUCGACCUCUACGGGAGCAAAGACAAAGGGCACACGUGGAAGUUCAUCUCGCACGUAGCAAGUGGCGGCGAAGCACUUCCCAACAACGGCCUUACUCCUGUAUGGGAACCCUUCAUCUACGUUUAUCAGCACCAGCUCGUCAUCUUCUACAGCGACCAACGCGAUCCUUUGCACGGCCAGAAGUUGGUCCACCAAGUCUCCACCGAUCUCGUCCACUGGGGCCCUGUCGUCAACGACGUCCGCUACGACACGUACGACUUCCGGCCCGGCAUGACCAUUGUUUCCAGGCUCCCCAGUGGUGAAUACAUCAUGACGUACGAGUUUUACGGCGCGCCGGAAGCUGCGUUCGCAGUGUAUUAUCGUGUCUCGAGCUCACCGCUGACAUUUGACGGUGCGCCGGGUCAUGUCAUCCGUUCGGACGACGGCACGGUGCCGGUCAGCAGCCCGUACAAUGUCUGGACCCCUGCAGGUGGGCCAAAUGGUACGAUUGCCGUGAGCUGCGGAACGCUAAGUGAGGUCUUCUUGCAUACGGGUGAUAUCUCUCACGGCGGGAAUUGGACGAAGGUUGCUACGCCGGAGGGUACUUCUUAUACGCGCUCGCUCCGAGUCCGACAGAAUUCAGAUCGCUUGUUGAUCGCUGGUGGUGGGGUCCUCGGAGGCGAGAACAACAGCGUGACUGCUAGCGAAGUGUCUGUUACUAAACUCUGGAAGGAAUAA
Messenger RNA from Recurvomyces mirabilis, 1161 nucleotides. RefSeq lists its product as uncharacterized. The transcript has 2 exons. The record is from RefSeq and is a predicted model, not a curated record. Lineage: Eukaryota; Fungi; Ascomycota; Dothideomycetes; Mycosphaerellales; Teratosphaeriaceae. Bases 1 to 1161 code for a protein of 386 amino acids.